AAACUGUAGCAUAAAAUCGGAAGUCUUCCAGAGUUUCCCAGUUUCUGCUUCAAGAAACAAUUUUCAUCUAAAGUCGUUUCAUUUUGUGCUUCUUCACUUUAAGUAUCAUUUUGUGGAAUAAAACAAAUAGUUAAUUGUUGCAAUCAUGUUUAAUUUUAAAGUUACAUUUUUAGUCUUCCCUUUAAUCAUCAGUUGUCUAGUUAUCCAAGGGAACGGUCAAGUUGCUGACAGCGCAGCAAGUGCACAAAAUGGCUCAGCAGCUGCAGCAGCAUCGUCAUCGUCAUCAUCAACAUCAUCAAAAUCAUCAAAAUCAUCAUCAGAAUCCGAUGGUAAGGGUAUUUCAAACCAAAAUUCAAACGCUAAUACUAAUGCUGCUUCAAAUGGUAAUUCAAACUCCAAUCAAAACGCUAACCAAAAGGCUAACUCGAACAUUAACGCCGAUUCAAAUGGUGGCUCAAACUCAAACGAAAAUUCAAGCAGUAACACUAACACAGUUACUAACACAAACACUAACGCUAACUCAAAUAAUAAUUCAAACACCAACGCAAAUGCAAACGUAAAUGCAAACGCAAACGCUAAUUCAAACGGUUAUUCGAGCGCUAAUGCAACCUCUAAUUCAAAUGGUGGUCCAAAGAAGUAUCCAGCUUGUCCUGCCAAGCCAAAUGGAUCGGAUCGUUAUGGCCCAUCACGUAUACUUCUCAGUCGAUAUGAAAAUGGCUAUGGUGGUUACACUGGAGAUUUGAAGGACCAAGCCCCCAAAAAAUCACCUUUAAGAGAGACUUUGAAUCAAGGUGCUCGAUUGCUCUGUCUUCUUGCCGAAAUUGGUGCAAAUUUAAUUGCUGAUUAUGCUGAUGCGGGCCUUUCUGACAUGGAUCUUUCAAAAAUGGGUCUUCCUAAUAUGGACUUUCUCAGCAUGGGAUGAGCAUUUCUCCGUAAAAAACAAACCAGAAAAUUCAAUUGAUGUCCCCUUAUCCUCAAUCAUAACCUUUUGGUAACUGGGCCAAUUAUGAAGAAUAGAAAGCAAUUUGUUGAUGAUACAUUUACUUUUGAGUGAAGUUAAUUCCUCUCUGUGUAUUUUAAAGACUUAUUAAAAACAAUUAAAAUUAAUCCAAA
Tetranychus urticae (two-spotted spider mite) is the source of this 1113-nucleotide messenger RNA. The record is from RefSeq and is a predicted model, not a curated record. NCBI's taxonomy places the organism in Eukaryota, Metazoa, Arthropoda, Arachnida, Trombidiformes, Tetranychidae.